CAUCACAGGAAGAAAAUGAAAACGUUUAGAUCAUGCGCAAUACUCUUGGUGCUUAAUUUGAAGUUCAGCCUUGCAGUAGACGCUAAACUUUUCAAGGAAGUCAAUCUUCUCACGCCAGUGAGAAUUCGUCUCCUACAGAAUGGCAACUGGCAAUCAAUUGGGAAAGUGGGCAACCACGGAAACCAAGAAACAGAAAUGCCUCUGAAAAGCAGUGAAGAUCGGUGUACAUGCCCAGGAAGUUACAGACAAAACUGCGCAUGCGUAGAUAAGCCGGUUUACUUCCAAAUUCCUUCGAAAAACGGCAUCACUGAUCCUAAUCACGACAACAAAGGGGUCGAGUCUGUUGUCAACAAAAGACAAGGAGCGUGGUUUGGCGGCAUUCAAAAGAAGCAGAGUUAUCGUCAUGACACAAUGAUUGAUAGCAGGGAGGCGGAGCCAGAAAACGAGGAUAACAGAAACAUCUUACAGUUGAUGAUCGAUAUCUUCGGCGAUGAGUUCAGAAGGCAACUCCAGGAACAGCUUAGACAAAAAGCAGACAGACCAGCGAACUCCUAAAAACUAAACACUGACCAGCGAACUCCUAAAAACUAAACACUGUUAGAUUUGAAAUGACUAUAAAUAUAUCUGUCAUACAUCUGUCAUGCUCUGUCGUAUAUCUCAUCCGUGUGUUGAAUAUCGCUAGUUUGAUAUACCAUAACUCUAUAUCAAACGCCUGUUGUAUAUAACACUUCUUCUCCGGACUAACUUUAAGAUUAUCCCCGCUUCGAAAUACCCUAAUAUGUUCUCCUGUUUACCAUAUACGAUGCAUGAAUAAAAGACAAACGCAUGUUGUUUUUAAAGAUAUAAUCUUUCCAACAAUAUCUAUCAAAUCUAAAGGAUAAACAAUAUACUAGCAGUACGCUAUUGAUACAAGUACUAAAAAUACGGCAUACAAAACAUUGCGAGAGAAUAGCACUGCGCCCACUGACAAAGAACAAGGUACGGUUGUAUACAUAAAAAGGCCCAAAAAAUUUCUCUCUAUAAAAUGUGUCUCACAGGAAGUCCUAUUCCUUCCAUCCAAUGUCCAACAAAACACAAGAAAUCCAAGAAAGCACGUGAACAUUGUAUUUCAAAAGAUUGUAAUUCCUGUACCAAAGACUUUGUUCACUGUUUCAUCUGAAUCAAAGUAGUAUUGCUCCACUGCCAUUGAGCAUUGAUGUGAAAUCAAAAAACCCGCAACCAAUACCA
Ostrea edulis (European flat oyster) is the source of this 1227-nucleotide messenger RNA. RefSeq lists its product as uncharacterized. Bases 16 to 555 code for a protein of 179 amino acids. The record is from RefSeq and is a predicted model, not a curated record. Lineage: Eukaryota; Metazoa; Mollusca; Bivalvia; Ostreida; Ostreidae. The transcript is spliced from 2 exons.